Messenger RNA from Letharia columbiana, 2061 nucleotides. RefSeq lists its product as uncharacterized. The record is from RefSeq and is a predicted model, not a curated record. The coding region runs from base 1 to 2061 and encodes 686 amino acids. Gene Ontology annotation, molecular function: acetyl-CoA transmembrane transporter activity. NCBI's taxonomy places the organism in Eukaryota, Fungi, Ascomycota, Lecanoromycetes, Lecanorales, Parmeliaceae. The transcript is spliced from 2 exons. Gene Ontology annotation, cellular component: membrane.
AUGCCUACUCUAUCAGGCGAUACUCUUCUCUACAACAUCCUACAACCGGAGGUGCAGGAACAGGAACUUACUACUUUACCAUUUAACCAGUCGCACAAUAGCAUAGAACUAGAGCUGCUCAGACCAUCUUUCCGAGAGCCAGAUCUCACUGAACCAAGCCGCCAGAUCUCACAGGUCAAUAGUGAAGAGCAGGGAACAGACACACGCACAGGAUCGAGCUCCCGAAGACUUCCGCAACCUAUCUCAACAGCCAAUCUUGACGGCGAAGAAGCUCGAGCAUUGACUUCCCCAUCGAACUUCGACUUAGACUCAGACGACUCUCAAAUGGGACGCAAAUCUCAGAAGCCUUCUCUCCAAGAGCCAGACCAGCCCUCGUCGACGUCGUCGGGUGGCCAGAACGGCCACACCAACGGGAAUAUGGAUUCUCACCUCGAGAUGCGGCGGAAGCACCCGUCCCUCGAGUCCCCAACCGCAGCCUCGCAAACCGCCCAUCUUAUGAGCAGGGAGAGCUUCACCCUCGACAACGAGCCACCACAGACACCCUUAACGCCGAAUCCGAAUUCGAGUUUCUUUGACCUGCCGCGACAAGAUAGACGGAAUUUCCUACUCUUAGUGCUUCUAUACUUUCUACAAGGGAUACCCAUGGGAUUGGCUUCUGGAUCUGUGCCUUUUCUUCUAAAACAACAUCUUUCGUACGGACAAAUAGGGGUCUUCACAUUGGCGUCGUACCCAUAUUCAUUGAAGCUACUAUGGAGUCCAAUUGUGGAUGCAGUAUGGAGUCCGAGGCUGGGAAGGAGAAAAAGUUGGAUCAUGCCUAUUCAGGUGUGCUCAGGUAUAGGGAUGAUAUAUCUUGGGGGGAGGGUCAAAGAAAUGAUGGUUGCUGCCGGUGCAAGCGAUGGCUCAGGCGUGUGGUCAUUUACAUGGUGGUGGUUCUUCCUGGUCUUCCUGUGCGCGACACAAGAUAUUGCCGUCGAUGGGUGGGCUCUCACACUGCUAUCCCCCCAAAACCUCUCCUACGCUUCCACCGCGCAAACUGUCGGUCUUACUGCUGGCCACUUCCUCUCCUACACCGUCUUCCUUGCCUUCAACUCCCCUCACUUCGCCAAUCGCUGGUUCCGCUCUACGCCCAGCACUGAAGGCGUCAUGACCUUAGGCGGCUACCUCACCUUCUGGGGCUGGGGCUACCUGCUCGUAACCCUCGGUCUCGCCAUCCUGAAAAAAGAAGACAAAACCAAAGAAAGGGACGGCAUCCUCGAAGUCUAUAAAAGCAUGCUCGGCGUCCUUAAACUCAGGAAUAUACAAAGCAUCAUCAUAAUCCAUCUCAUCGCCAAAAUUGGCUUCCAAGCCAACGAUGCCGUCACAAACCUCAAGCUCAUCGACAAGGGGUUCAGUCAAGAAGACAUGGCUCUCACAGUCCUUAUUGACUUCCCUUUCGAAAUCAGUCUAGGCUACUACGCUGGCCGCUGGUCCACCUCCAAUCCCCCAAUCCACGUCUGGUGCUGGGCCUUCAUUGGCCGCCUUGUCGCAGCUUGCCUAGCCCAACUGGUCGUCAUGAUUUUCCCCGCCGACGGCGUACAGCCUUGGUAUUUGCUCACGGUAAUCGCCUCACACAUCUUCUCCACUUUCACGAGCACAGUCAUGUUCGUCGCCAUCUCAGCUUUCCAUGCAAAGAUCGCCGAUCCAGCCAUUGGCGGCACCUAUAUGACCCUGCUCGCAACUGUCUCGAACCUGGGCGGUACAUUCCCCCGCUUCUUCAUCCUCAAAUUCGUCGACUAUUUCACCGUCGCAACUUGCCACCCACCCACCUCUCCUCCCCUAGAAAAAGAUCUCAAGGGCGGCCUCAUUACAUCCUCCUUCAACUGCGUCGCCGAAGUCGAGAAGCACCGCUGUCUCGACGGUGGCGGCACAUGCGAUAUCUCGCGAGAUGGAUACUACAUCACCAAUGUUGUUUGCGUGAUCGUUGGUGCGAUUACAUUUGCGUUAUAUAUCAGGCCUGCCGCGUUGAAAUUGCAGGCGCUGCCUCUGAGAGCUUGGAGGCUUGGGAGUGGGGAUAGAAACUAA